Molecule: messenger RNA, 1893 nt
Organism: Megalobrama amblycephala (Wuchang bream)
Lineage: Eukaryota; Metazoa; Chordata; Actinopteri; Cypriniformes; Xenocyprididae
Exons: 6
Coding region: 305-1192 (295 amino acids)
Source: RefSeq, a predicted model, not a curated record
CUUCUGAUGUCCUGGGCUGGCUUCACCAACUCAUAAAGAAUGCACCCCGCGAGCAUGUUUUAAUUCCCGUUGAUUUUUACGUAACACCCUGUAGAAAGUGGCUGCAGCCAGAAGAACAUUAAGUCGCAUUCAGCAGCACCGGGUUACUCAAGAGAGCUGAGGACCCCUCCAGUGAGUUUCAUAAUUAGGUUGUGUAAGGGCAUGUUGACGUAUGAGGUCUUUGGAAGCCAGCGGGCUACAAAUGCAGUUCCUCGUCGCAGUGAAAACUUUGAUUUGACCCCCAACCUCGGACUGUGAACUAAACAUGAAAACGACCAAGAUUAAAGUAAUUGGAAGUCAAGUAAUUUCAGCCGAACUUGUGGUAGGACUACUACUCAGCAUUGCCUAUCGGAUGUGUUCCAGUUUGGCUUUUUCCUCAGAGGGGGAAAGCGUCAGUGACGGAAGCGCGCAGUUUGAAGUAACGCGCUCACUCGUGUGUGUGUGGGUUGCCAGUAAUGUUAAGUUCAUUUUUUUCAAAAGCAACAGCCAUCCACUAUCUCUUUCAGCUCAUUCCAUAUCAAGGCUUGUGGCUUUCCUUUCAUUGUUAGGAGUCUGCAAAGAGGGACACAUUCAAGGAAGAGAUCGUAGACAUCUUCCCAUGGUGGAUGUGGCGGUGUUCUUGUUCUUUCUCCUAAGCAGUUUGAUUCUUUUGAUCUUGGAUCACAAUCAGUUGCAAGGCUCUUUGAAACGAUCUGAACAGCUCACUAAACCCCAGAGGUUUUUCCUUCAAAUGGAUUUUUUUGCCAACUUCAUUUUUGGCCUCAUGUGGUUGGUUUUUCCAGGAUGGCUACUUGGGUCACAGAUUAGUGGAUCUGAGGAUAAUCUUCAUCUCAUACGUGCAUUUGGAGCCAUGAUGGUUGGAGACAGCUUUGUUUCUUUUACUACUCAGAAACAAAUGGCAACCAAUGAGGUAUCUGUCUUCAGCAGCCGAGCUGUGGGGACUUUGGCAGUUGUCGUCUUCAUGAUCCACACCCAGCUCACCACAUCGGUGUGGAAAACCCCACAUCUCUGUUUCUGCCUAGCAGGGGUCAGUCUCUGGGCUGCUAACUCCAUCCUUGGUUACCUGAGCUCCAAAGACGCGAGGACAGAGUCAGUGAAUGAUAUAUAUUGGCGUGCUGUACAGAAAAACGACAGAAGACUUUAUGUACAAUAGGUUUUUUUCAUAUGCAAAUAUCUGCAGACAUCAUUCUGUGCAUUGAGGCUUUAUGAUGUUAACUGUUUAUACUGUAAAUAUACUGUUAUUGAGUUUAUAAAUAUGAAAUACAUGUAUUCCUUUGUAAAUAAUUGUUGUUUUUAAUUUAUACUCAUGAAUAUUGUAAUCAAUAUUGUUCAUCAUGCAGAUAAAGACAAAGUGGUCAUGUUGUGAGUGCAAGUGAUGUGAAGAGAACUUCAUAAAAAGUAAAAACAUUUUGUCAGCUGUCUGCGACCCGCCUUUCACACUCUCAGGUGUCGAGUCAUUCUGCUGCAAUAUUCACUGAACCAUUUGUUUUGUAACUAUGGAUUCAACAUUGGAUGUUCCCACAAGCACAAAACUGCAAAUAUUCCAACAUGUAUGAACUGUGCAGGAGUGCAGUUUCUGUUUUUAUUAGUAAUUUUUUUGUUUUAAUAUUUGUGAAAAUAAGGAUUAUUAGCAUAGCAUCAAAAUGUAAUAAUUCCUCAGAAUAUUCUUAUUCACAAUCAGAACUGUUUUGCUAGAUUCUGACAUAUGCAAGAAUCUUUCUUUCUUUCUUUCUUUCUUUCUUUCUUUCUUUCUUUCUUUCUUUCUUUCUUUCUUUCUUUCACCUCUGGCCAAGGGGCUACAUCUCCUGUCAUGUGCUCAUUGUCACUGGCAGCUUAAUAAAGUGUUUGGCAGUU